Messenger RNA from Schistosoma haematobium, 2831 nucleotides. RefSeq names its product High mobility group. NCBI's taxonomy places the organism in Eukaryota, Metazoa, Platyhelminthes, Trematoda, Strigeidida, Schistosomatidae. The record is from RefSeq and is a predicted model, not a curated record. Gene Ontology annotation, biological process: regulation of transcription by RNA polymerase II. Gene Ontology annotation, molecular function: DNA binding, bending. The coding region runs from base 280 to 960 and encodes 226 amino acids. The transcript has 3 exons.
CGAAGAUGAUUGGCUAGUUAAAUUUUUUGACCUGCCUAUGUUAGAUUGAUUGCAAUGAACUAGUUAGGCUUAUUCGUAUGCAUAAAGCCUUCCCUAUCUAGUCUAUAUAGGCUCGUAUUGCCAUCAUAGCUGAUCUAAGCUCCCUUUGUUAUUGUUUUGACUGGUAAGCGUAGUUUACUAUCAUUGGUAUCUUAUACGCUUAUAUUUGCUUUUAUGCGAUGGAGCAUCUGAUUUCGGAUUGAAAUUUUUUUCCAGAUACAUUGGGACUAUUAAAUAAUCAUGAAUAAGACUAAAGAUAAGAAUAAACCUAAGGGUCCUAUGUCUGCUUAUGCCUGUUUUGUACAAGUUAUUCGAGAAGAGCACAAAAAGAAGCAUCCUGGUGAACAAAUUGUAUUCAGUGAUUUUUCAAAAAAAUGCGCAGAACGAUGGAAGUUAAUGACGCCAAAAGAGAAGAAACGAUUCGAAGAUCUAGCUGUCUUGGAUAGAGAACGAUUCAAUCGUGAAAUGUGUGAUUACGUGCCACCAGAUGGCAUGAAAAAAGGGAAGAAACGCAAGGGUCCUAAAGACCCCACAGUACCUGCACGAGCCUGGUCUGCUUUCUUUUUCUUCUGUGAUGAAUUCCGUUCAAAAGUCAGAGAAAGCAAUCCGGAUUGGAAAGUUGCAGAUAUUGCUAAAGAACUUGGACGUCAAUGGGAAACUUGUCAAGAUAAAGCAAAGUAUGAACUAUUAGCUCAAAAAGAUAAACAGCGUUAUGAAGAGGACAUGAUAAAAUAUCGGGCCGGGACUUAUGUUCCUAGAGAGAAGAAACUUGCAGGUGCUGUGUCAAACUCUGCAUCUAUCAGGACUUCUGAAGCUCAGAAUCCAGAUUGUGCUACAGUGACCAGUGCUGGAGGUGAUGAAAACGGUGCGGAGUUAGAAGAUGAAGAUGACGGCGAACCUGAUGAGGGUGAGGAAGAGUGAAGAUCAGAACAUUAGGUUUUUGAUAACUCAGUUGUACAGGUUUAUUGCAUUUAUAAUGUUCUAAUCCCCUUCCAAUUCUUACCUAAACUUUGUAUACAUUGGUUUUAUUGUUAUUUUUGUAUCAUUCAUAAAUUGAAUGUACAUCAUUCAUACUUUGACUUUCGUUUAUUGUGUGAUGUAAGAUUCUGAUAAACAUAUAUAUUAUUGUUCAUUAUUGAGUGUUACUGUAUUGUAAUUUAUAGUAGUACAGUUAUAUUCACGAGCUCGACUUUUCAACGUUUGAAAUAAGGAGACGGCAUGUUGUAUAUUCUUGUGUUUUUUUUUCCUGGACUAACGGGUACGUGUGGGUCCUUUUCUAGAGUAUCUAGUCUUAAAUAAGUUGGUCGGAAACCCGGACCAAUUCUAUAUUAUAUCCCGAAAGUUGGCUUAUCAAUUGGGAAACCUAUACAGCAGGGGAUCUCUCAUUCUUGACUUGUAAGCUCAUCUGCUCUACUAUUGUUAUUCUUAUUUAGAUGAUUGUAAGAGAGGGCUAAAUCAGCCCCAGAACUGUGGUUAAUUCGCUAAAUAAUCUACGAUGGAGUGAUGUGAAUAAUCCUGACCCCGGACACUUCAGUACAUACGAGUUAUAGCACUAAGUUUCCCCUAAAGAUCCGAACCACUAGAUUUCAUGUUAACAUGUCACCAAAAAGCCACUUCCUGUGUGAUAAGCAUCAUAAAUAUUCACUGAUUACUUUCCUAUCAACGAAAAGUCAGUUAAUCUUCCCAAAACUCCAUGAUAUAAGAAGGAUGAAAAUGUCAAUCAUAACGUAGAACGAAAAGGCUGGGAAGUAUGGAUGGUAACAUUGUCUGGACUUUAGUUAAAGAAUAUUCAUAUAUGCAUAGCUUAGCGGGAUUAGCACAUCCGAGUUACAGAUGAGAUGUCACAGUUUGGUAAGUGAAUAUGUAUCCAAAACUCCAUGUAGAAAGAUCUGUUUAAUCUCUGUUAUUGGGGUGAUCUUUCCCAUCAACUGAACAUGAUGCUUCCUCUACGAUACCAGACAAUGGAUUAGAAUACUAAACAGGAAAAAGCGUUAUUUACUUUGAUAUAGUAUCGCAACGUACUUUCACUGAAUCUGGUUGAGGAAAAAAAGCUUGUCGGCACAAUGUGAUGGACCUAUCCCAAAGCGUCUUGAAGAUCGGUGAGUAACUGAAGGCUACAGGUUACUGUGCUAGGUCUGCUAACAUUCAAAUUUUAUGUCGAGAUGUAUAAAGCCUUUAAACUGAUCUGGGACUUAAUCAUUACAAUUAAGUAUGUUUCGACAUACACUAAAUGCGGAAGUAAGAGUAUGAGAUUCCAAAGCACGUCCCUCUUACAAUAUCCCAAAAGUCAAAAUAAGUUACGAUUUUAAGACGACGUUCACUGGCACUCGGAAGCAGCCAUGGGUCUUCGAACACAAUUGAUUAGGAAGGAUAUGCACAAUGGUAGAUACACGCUAACCACACUAUCAAUAAAAUCCACACUGGAAUAAUGCGGGAGUUUUAAACCAUUAUUCGUGAACGAACUCGGAUCUUCUGCAGAGUUUAGUGAACUACUACACUUAAGGUUUUGAGGUGGUUCACCCAAUGUACAUAGGAUGACUUCAUGACACUGUAUCUUAGACGAAUCAAUUCAAAUACUAGGGGAUUUCUCAUUUUGCACUCUGGGUGAUUUCACUUUAUAGUCAGACCUAAUGAAGCGAUACCUUCUGCAUAGAUUAUUUCGCCCAUUACGUAAUCUCACCUUGAGUAUUUAAUAUGGUAAUUGUCUAUCACUUUAUAUUACCUGAUGUUCACUCCAUUUAAUAGUCACUCAAUUAUAUUAGACCACAUUAAUUCAAGUGAUUAGUAUAUAC